GCUCAGCACUACGCACAUCACCGUGCAGCUCUUCUCCCCCUUAUGACUCUAUUCAUGCUAAUGUACAUAGAAUUAAUGCAAAAUCACCUUGUUAAAGAAAGAAGCCUGCGGUACUUGUAUACCUAGGUACCUUCCACCCUUACACAAUAGGUACUCAUGGCAACUCCAGAGUCGAUAUAAGUAUCCCCCCGGACAAGCCCUGGGUCUACCUCCGGGCCCGGUCCGGGGUUUUCCUAUUAGGCUCUCCGUACUCAGGUAGGUAGGUAGGUAGGUAGGUAAUCGACCUUCGGCAGCAGCUUGAUAGGUACUUAGGUAGUCAGCCACCUUGGAUAUCAGGAAGGUAGUUCUACUUGAAACUUUCGAGACACAUAACAGCAAUUCAUUGAUAAUAUACACCUACAUCCUCCUUCCCUUAUCAAAGCUACUAGGUACCUACCUACUAAGUUAGGUAGAUCGAUCAGUUUGGAAAAUUAAUAAGUACCACGAAACCUUUUCAAUGCCGUGUUGUAUAGUGUUCUCCCUACGCUACACCCUUAUCCUAGUUUCCCAUCUACUGUGGCCAACACUCUCUCCCCCCUUCCAACUAAAUCCAGCCUUACCUCGUCGUAACUUCUUCCUCCCUUCCCCUUCCAUCCCCCUUCUCAUCUCAUCCCAUCCCAAAGCCCGAGUGAAUCAACAUCCAAAAUGCCGCGAGAACUCACAACCCCCACCGUCCUCACCAUCCUCUUCCUCGCCCUGACCGGCAUCUACGGCUUUCUCAGGUUCUCCCACGAGAACGUCCUUGCCAUCCGACGCUUCGAAGCCGUGGUCAAAGCACAAGAGCCCGUCUACCUGGCCCCUUCAACGUUCGAAGCCGACGGUCUCGAGGAGCCGCAUCGGUUUGUCGGCCCGGUUUCAGAUGACCACCAGCGCAGCACGACCGCCGGCAGCGUUGCCCGCCCGCUCAUCACCUACGCGUACAGCGAGUCCCCUCAUGCGCGAGAGAACCUCAAGUUAUUCAUUGACAACGGCUUGCACAGCGCCGCAGACUUCAUCUUCAUCCUCGCCGGCCCCACCUCCUCCGCAACCUCACUAAUCCCCAGCCAGCCCAACAUCCAGAUCAUCCAGCAGCCCAACAACUGCCUAGUCGGCUUCGGCGCCCACCGCGGCGUCCUUCGAAAGGGCGGGCUGUGGAAGAAGUACAGCUACUUCAUCGCGGUCGACGCCAGCGUCCGCGCACCGUUCGCGCCGUACCCGGGUCCUAGUUUCCGCUGGAGUGACGUGUUCCUUAGCCGACUUGGUGGCGAUGUCAAGCUCGUAGGCCUAGCACCUCCCCACCAGCCCCAUUUCCAGCCCCAUCCCCAUCCCCAUCCCCAUUCCCCCAAACCCCAUCUCCCCUCCACAAUCUGGGCCACCGAUUCCACCGGCAUGAAGCUUCUUCUCUACCCAGACGACUCGCCAGGGCCACGCCACUACCACACCUACAAAGCCUGCCACAAAGACGCCAGCCAGUUCCUCCACGACGAGAUCAUGACCACGUCCGUGAUCAAAGAAGCAGGCUACAAAGUCGACGUCUUGACCCUGGUUAUUAUGGUGGGUGAUGGGGGAAUGCGUCUAUACUAACCACGUCCACACUGCUUGCCUAUGAGGGACGGAUGGACAGAGGGGGGGGGGGAUGAAUAGGAGGAUAGGAUAGAAGAUAGGUAGAAGUGGAUGGGAUGGGAUUCUUAUGUAGGUAGGUACCUACCUACCUAUAAUAAGUAGACUGAUUGCACACAUUCGUUCGUGACUAUCACGCUGUGUACCUACAGUACCUACCUGAGUCUAACCAGCACGACUAGAAAAAUGCAAUACUACCUAGGUACCUCGUCCCUGUGGAUUUCCUAGGUAGUCUACAAUACUGUAAUUGACUGCCUUACGCGCUACGAGGCAUGGUAAAACAGAAAUCAGAGAGGAAAAUGGUGCCAAUAGGGAGUCCC
Messenger RNA from Hypoxylon fragiforme, 1958 nucleotides. RefSeq lists its product as uncharacterized. The record is from RefSeq and is a predicted model, not a curated record. NCBI's taxonomy places the organism in Eukaryota, Fungi, Ascomycota, Sordariomycetes, Xylariales, Hypoxylaceae. The coding region runs from base 685 to 1602 and encodes 305 amino acids. The transcript has 4 exons.